AUGAACCUCCAACAAAAAGAAGAAUCGAAUGAAAAUAUUGUUCUUUUUUCUGCUAAAGUUAAUAUUGAAUCCCCAUCAGAUCUAUUUAAUGAUUCAUUUCUAACGGAUAAUGAAGAUGAAUGGAAAGAAUAUUUAUUUAAAAAAUAUUUUCAUGAUCGUGGAAAAACAAUAAUUAUUCAAGAACGACGUUCAUUAUUAAGUGAUAUUAUGCGAACAAUCGUUAUUUUAAUUAUCUUUGCAUUUGUUCUGAUUAUAUUUAUGCUUAUUUCAUUGAUGAUUUAUAAACGUUUACAAUUCAUUAAACGAAAUCAAACUAAUAAACGUCAACCAUUUCCAGCUGAUGAUGCUUAUGAUAAUUUAAAAAUAAGUCCAACACGAUCUAUUGCUGAUAGUGGUACAAUAACAGAUGUCUGA
Messenger RNA from Rotaria sordida, 414 nucleotides. The record is from the annotation of a GenBank genome assembly. NCBI's taxonomy places the organism in Eukaryota, Metazoa, Rotifera, Eurotatoria, Philodinida, Philodinidae.